This is a messenger RNA of Phalacrocorax carbo (great cormorant), 1825 nucleotides long. The record is from RefSeq and is a predicted model, not a curated record. NCBI's taxonomy places the organism in Eukaryota, Metazoa, Chordata, Aves, Suliformes, Phalacrocoracidae.
GCGCCUGCGCGGCGGCGGGGCCGGGGGAGGGGAGGGGGGGAAGGUUCUGGAGGCCGCCGCCAUCUUAACGCCGCGUCCGGGCCGCCGCCGCCGCCGCCGCCAGCCCAGGGGGGGCCGCGCGUGACCUCACCGCUCGGCGCGUGACGUCAUCGCCGCCGCCGCCGUUUCAGGGAGAGCCCCGGACCCGCGCGAGCGCUCGGGGGGAGCCCCCCAGGCGGCCCGAGAUGGAGGCGGGGGGCUCGAACCCGCUGCAGGACCCGACGGACGCCAUGACGUCGGACGACUUCGACAUCGUCAUCGAGGCCAUGCUGGAGGCGCCCUACAAGAAGGAGGAGGCGCAGCCCGGCCCCUCCAAGGUGCAGCCGGAGACCCCCGCGGCGCAGCCGGCGGAGGAGACGAGCAAAGAGGCCAAGAAGGAGAGCGGGAGCAGCAGCGGGAGCAGCAGCAGGAAGAAGAGGAGCCGGAGCCGGAGCCGGAGCCGUGACCACAGACACAGCCGCAGCCGGGACCGGGAGCGGGAGCGUCGCCGCCGCAGCCGCAGCCGGGAGCGCCGGAGCCGCCACCGCAGCCGCAGCCGCGAGCGCCGGCGGGGAAGCCGCUCCCGCAGCCGGGAGCGUCGGCGGGAGGAGCGAGCCCGGCGCCGCUUCGGCCACAGCAAGAGCCCGCUGUACCGAGAGAAGAGCCCCGUGCGGGAGCCCCUGGGCAGCCUGAGCCCCGAGGAGCGCGACGCCCGCACCGUGUUCUGCAUGCAGCUGGCCGCCCGCAUCCGCCCCCGCGACCUCGAGGACUUCUUCUCCGCCGUGGGCAAGGUGCGGGACGUGCGCAUCAUCUCGGACCGCAACUCGCGCCGCUCCAAGGGCAUCGCCUACGUGGAGUUCUGCGAGAUCCAGUCGGUGCCGCUGGCCAUCGGCCUGACGGGCCAGCGCCUGCUCGGCGUCCCCAUCAUCGUCCAGGCCUCCCAGGCGGAGAAGAACCGGCUGGCGGCCAUGGCCAACAACCUGCAGAAGGGCAGCGGGGGGCCCAUGCGCCUCUACGUGGGCUCCCUCCACUGCAACAUCACCCAGGACAUGCUGCGCGGCAUCUUCGAGCCCUUCGGCAAGAUCGACAGCAUCGUCCUGAUGCGCGACCCCGACACCGGCCAAUCCAAGGGCUACGGCUUCAUCACGUUCACGGAGGCCGAGUGCGCGCGGCGGGCGCUGGAGCAGCUCAACGGCUUCGAGCUGGCCGGGCGCCCCAUGCGCGUGGGGCAGGUCACCGAGCGCCUCGACGGCACCACCGACAUCACCUUCCCCGAGGGCAGCGACGACGUCGAGCUGGUGGGAGCCACCGGCCGCCUCCAGCUCAUGGCCAAGCUGGCCGAAGGGUCGGGGCUGCAGCUGCCCAGCACGGCCCAGGCCGCCCUGCAGCUCAAUGGGGCGCUGCCCCUGGGGGCCCUCAACCCCGCCGCCCUCACCGCGCUGAGCCCGGCGCUGAACCUGGCCUCGCAGACGCUGGCCUCGCAGUGCCUGCAGCUCUCGGGGCUCUUCUCCCCCCAGACCAUGUAACACGGCCCCGCCCCCUGCCGGGGGGCCCCGCCCCCCUGUGCCCAGCCCCGCCCCCCCGAGCCCCGCUGUCUCCGCCCCCUGGCGGGGCGUUGGGGCGGGGCCCUGCGGGGCGGGGGGGCGGGGCCUGCGGCGGCCCCACCCCUUCCCCUCCCCUCCCCCCCGGCUCCGGGUUUUUUGGGGUUUUUUUUGUUUUGUUUUGUUUCUUCGGUUUUUUUUUCUUUUUUUUUUGUUGUUGUUUUUGUUUCUUUAUCGGAAGCGAAAUAAAAAACCAGAAAAACGGC